GCGAAAAGAAAACUCGCUCACGCACACUCCGACACCGUCAAUCUCUUUCAAAUAAUUCCCACCAAAUUCUCUCUAAUUGCUUCCAAAAUUCCAACCUUUUAUCGCAAUGCUCGAUCGCCGCAUCCAAUUUGGCGCCUGGAUCUGAUUCCUUGGAUUUUUCCGACACUUUCUGGUGAAAGUUGAGGUGGAGGGGAGCGGGGGGAGCGGGAGGGGUAAUUAAUGCUGGCGAUGAGCGGCGGAUGCCAACAGGGCUGCGGGGAGAGCAGCGAGGAGGAGCUAUCGGUGCUUCCGCGGCACACUAAGGUGGUCGUGACCGGCAACAACCGCACCAAAUCGGUUCUCGUCGGUCUCCAGGGGGUCGUCAAGAAGGCCGUCGGUCUCGGCGGAUGGCAUUGGCUGGUUCUUACUAAUGGUAUUGAAGUGAAACUGCAAAGAAAUGCUCUCAGUGUGAUUGAAGCCCCUACUGGCCAUGAGGACGAUGAUGAGACUGAAUGUGACAACAUGCAAUGGAAUGGUUCAGAUAUGGUGUCUGAUGAUAUGCAAUUGCAAAAGCCACACAAGUCAAGGGUUAGGCAUCACAAGGGAUCGUCUAACAAAUCCUUGAGCCGGUCUCUGUCUUGUGAUUCACAUUCUAAGGGAUCUGUUACAUCUUCCAGGAGUAUAACUAAAGUUGACCUGAGCAAGCUAGAAACAAGAGCAUUAUGGAGAUAUUGGCGUCAUUUUAAUCUUGUGGAUGCCAGUCCUAACCCUUCUAAGGAGCAACUAAUUGAUGUAGUCCAGAGGCAUUUUAUGUCACAGCAAUUGGAUGAGUUGCAGGUUAUUGUAGGAUUUGUGCAGGCUGCAAAGAGACUGAAGACUGUCUGCACUUGAACUUGCAAGGGUUUUCUACAUUCAUGCUAACUUUUGCUGUUUGCAGCCACAUUAUGUAACAUAUGUAUGUUAGAGCGUGGAUGUUGCAACAAACUUGGAUGUUAGUUUGGGUAGCUAGAAAUUUGUGUCAUCCCUAUAAUGUAGAUAUGUUUUCUGGUAAGCAUCAUGCAGCCAUCAUGGUUCUGAACAUUACCAAUGAUGCACUGCUGACUAUGAGGAAGGAAUGCAUGUUUUCCUUUUAGGUGAUAAAUCUUAUAACUAUUAGCAGAA
Musa acuminata AAA Group (dessert banana) is the source of this 1140-nucleotide messenger RNA. RefSeq lists its product as uncharacterized. Gene Ontology annotation, cellular component: histone deacetylase complex. Gene Ontology annotation, biological process: regulation of DNA-templated transcription. Gene Ontology annotation, molecular function: transcription coregulator activity; protein binding. The transcript has 6 exons. Bases 220 to 870 code for a protein of 216 amino acids. The record is from RefSeq and is a predicted model, not a curated record. Lineage: Eukaryota; Viridiplantae; Streptophyta; Magnoliopsida; Zingiberales; Musaceae.